CUCGCGUUGGAAUGUUGUGUUCUCUAACAUUUUGCAAGAUGGCUGGCGAAGUAGAAGAUGUGUGUACUUGAGAAUUAUUUAUUGUUUUUCCUGAUUUGGUAAAGGGUGACUGAAUUGUUAACGUCAUGUUUUUACGUAAGCUUGUUACUUAGACUGAGGAGCAUAAUAAAACCACGUACUAUAUCGUGCUGGCAUUGCUUGAACGAUUGUUCUUUUAACGUUACAGAUUAAAAUAUUUUAACAUAAUCACCAUGGCAAAACGACCAGCGGAAGGAGAUGCCAACACAAGUGGACAACCACCCAUCAAGAAAGUACAAUUUGAACCCAUACGAAUUGGACCAAUAUCAACUUUAGAAGAGAUGGACAUGAAAGUUCUUCAGUUUCAAAAUAAAAAAUUAGCUCAACGCCUGGAGCAGCGACACCGUCUGGAAGCUGAACUUCGUCAACGUAUUGAACAAUUGGAGAAACGACAGACCCAAGAUGACGCUGUUCUUAAUGUUGUAAAUCGUUAUUGGAAUCAGCUAAAUGAAGACAUACGAGUCCUCUUACAACGAUUUGAUGCUGAAACAGCAGAUGAAUCUGAGAACCGAAAUGAAAAUGAAGCAACAACAUCAUUCUUGAUGCAGCUGUCCACAUGGGACAAGGAAGAAUUAGAUGAAAAGUUGGCAAAUCGUGUUCAAGUAUCAAAAAGAGCUGUAGCAAAAGUCAUUCAAGCAUUUGAUCGUCUUAUGCAAAGAAAUGAGAAGAUUACACUUGCUCUCAAAGGCGAACUUGAUGGAGGUUAUUGGAAUCUUCUCCCAUCUUGUGAUCCGUAUGAAGCUCCAAAUAUGGAUGAGACAAUCCGACAAGCCAACAUUGAAAUUCAAGGUGAAAAUAGGAAUUUGCAAGCACUAAACACAUCAUUACAUGAAAAAUAUCAUACUAUUUCACUUAAGAUGGCAGAAUUUCAAGAUAGUUUAACAGGGAAGGAGACUGAAGCAGCUGAACUCCGAAACCAGAUUGACGAUUUGCAGUAUGAAUUGCUGAAAGUACAGUCUCGAAAUGACAAGCUGGAGAACCACUUGGCAGAAGCCAUUGAGAAACUUAAAACUUAUCAGCAGAUACAUGGUGAAGAUAAGGGUAUAGUGAAACCUGUAGUCACUACCAGUGUCUCGCAAAAGAAGCUAGACGAUCUCCAGAAAGAAGUAGAAGAACUUCGGGAGUUAGCUAACAACCGCCUUCAAGAGCUGGAUAAACUGCAUCAGCAACACAGAGAUUCACUCAAAGAAGUUGAGAAACUUAAGAUGGAUAUUCGUCAGCUUCCUGAAUCUGUCAUAGUUGAGACUACAGAAUACAAGUGUCUACAGUCCCAGUUCUCUGUCCUGUACAAUGAAUCCAUGCAGCUUAAAACACAACUUGAUGAGGCUCGCCAGCAACUUCAGACUAGCAAAAAUGCUCACUUACGUCACAUUGAAAUGAUGGAGAGCGAAGAACUGAUGGCUCAGAAGAAACUACGAACAGAAGUAAUACAGCUGGAAGACAUUCUAGCACAACUUCGCAAAGAAUAUGAGAUGCUGCGCAUAGAAUUUGAACAGAAUUUGGCAGCUAAUGAGCAGACAGGUCCAAUUAACAGAGAGAUGCGCCACCUUAUUACAUCCCUUCAAAAUCACAAUCAGCAACUUAAAGGGGAGGUACACAGAUAUAAGAGGAAAUACAAGGAUGCUAAUGCUGAGAUACCAAAGCUUAAGAAGGAAUUAGAGGAACUAACUGCUCGCAUGGGUCAACAGACAGCCCAAGAAAUUAAGGAAGGCUCUUUAUCAGAGUCCUCAUGUAAGGAAGAGGAAGUGUCAACUGACAAAAGUACAGUUCAGGUGAAAGAGGAAGCUGGGACAUGUGCUAAUAAAGAAGGGAUGGAGGAAGAGGCAGAGGGCGAAGAGGGGGAUCGUGAAGCAGAUAAAGACCGUCAACUCACAUCCCCACCAAUUAAGAAAGAAAAGGAUAUAAAAAGAGAAAAAGAUGUAAAGAAGGAAAUUAAGACAGAGAAGGAUCACAGGGAGCAACACAGAGCCAAAGAUGCAAAGGUGGCUGAAUCAGAGUUGGUACGAGAUCUUAAGGCUCAGCUGAAGAAAGCUGUAAAUGAUCAGAAAGAGAUGAAGCUUCUGCUAGACAUGUACAAAGGUGUUAGUAAGGAGCAGCGAGACAAAGUUCAGUUGAUGGCUGCUGAAAAGAAGACACGGGCUGAGCUGGAAGAUGUUCGUCAGCAACUCAAGAAGAUGCAGGUGCAACAUUCGCCUGUUACUCAAAUGGCAGAAAACAAACGAGAGGAGCGCAAAAAGCUUUGCGAUGAAGAUGCAAUGCGCAAGAUUAAACAGUUGGAAGAGCAAGCAUACCAGUUACAAAAACAAGUGGCAUCCCAGAAACAGGUAGAUGGCAGUUGGACUUCACACAGCAACUUUAACCUUAUGAGACCAUUUGAAGAGGAAGCAUUGCUGAAUGAAAUGGAAGUGACAGGACAGGCAUUUGAAGAUAUGCAGGAGCAGAACUCAAGGCUGAUUCAGCAGUUGCGUGAGAAAGAUGAUGCAAAUUUCAAAUUGAUGACCGAACGUAUCAAAUCUAAUCAGUUACAUAAACUUGCACGUGAGGAGAAGGAUGUUCUUAAAGAACAGGUGGCUACCCUCACAACACAAGUAGAGGCAACUAAUGUAGUGGUACGCAAGUUGGAGGAGAAAGAGCGCAUUUUACAAAACUCUCUGGCAACUGUUGAAAAGGAAUUGGCCUUAAGACAGCAGGCCAUGGAAAUGCACAAACGCAAAGCAAUUGAAAGUGCCCAGUCUGCAGCAGAUUUGAAGUUACAUCUUGAAAAGUACCAUGCUCAAAUGAAAGAGGCACAGCAAGUUGUAGCAGAGAAGACAAGUUCAUUAGAAGCAGAAGCUUAUAAAACAAAAAGACUUCAGGAAGAAAUAGCACAGUUGCGUCGCAAGGCAGAGCGCAUGAAGAAAAUAGAAAUGGCAGGAACCUUAGAUGAAGUGAUGAUGGAAGAGAUACGUGAAUACAAAGAAACACUAACGUGUCCUUCUUGUAAAGUUAAACGUAAAGAUGCUGUACUCAGCAAAUGUUUUCACGUGUUUUGUUGGGACUGUCUGCGUACUCGGUAUGAAACCAGACAAAGGAAGUGUCCAAAGUGCAACGCAGCCUUUGGUGCUAAUGACUACCAUCGCCUGUAUCUUUCAACAUAAGAUUUGUAUAUGAGAUUGAAAUUGUAAGUAUUAAGUUGUUAUCCCUUCUCUGCAUCACAGUUUGCUGUAUGUAAAUAAAUAAUUUUGGAAUUCCUGUUCCAAACAUAACCUCUCUGAAAGGAGAUAUAAGAACCAGUGAAAAGAAAAUAUGUACAUUAAACCGUAUAAGUCACUGAGUUAAGCUUCAACAUGUCUUGAGUAGUUCAUUUCUAAAGUCUGACUGUACCAUGGUUACUAUAAUGUUCCCUUGUAACAAAUAUAUACAGCUGAUUUUCCAUUUUCAGAAGCUGCAUUUUAGAAGAACAAAAAUCCAAUUCUGCAUGGUUUGAGGUUUGUAUAUUACAAUUAGUAUUACUUGAUUUAUGGACUUUGUUUGUUGUCUGUAUUCCAAAAUGAACAUCCAUUAUGCAGGAAAAAUGUGGGAAGUACCUAUUCAGUUGGUUCUGUUAGAAAGAGCUAAUCAAAAUCACUGGACUUUUGGGUCACUUGUCUGGUCCAAUCUUUCUAAUGGACUCAUCUGAGUAGGUAUUCUCUGCCUUUUCACCUGAAGAUGGAAACAAACCAGUGUCCAAAACAUGUUCUUUUUGGAAUAUUGAACAGUGGACAAAAACCAGAAAUCCAAUAAUACUAAUUUAAAAUAAAGAUUAAUUAAACACCUUCAGCCAUUUUCAUUUGAACAUAUUUAACAUCAUUUAACAUGUUCAUAUUUAUUGGGUUUGCAGAGAUGAAUAACUUCAAGCUUAUUACUGAGAAUGAGUGUUCGGACUUAGGUGCUGUUGAGUAAAGCAAAUGUCAAAACAUGUCAUUAAGAUUUUGAAGGUGUUGUUGCUUUGUGAAAUGUCCUCUAGUUUUGCUGUUGAAAUGAUGUUUACAAUAUUUUUCCAUAGCAGAUCUAAAAUAUAUUUCAUACAGCUGUCAUUAUUUUAAUUCCUUGCAAGAAUAAAAGAAGAUGCAUUGUUUUUAA
Molecule: messenger RNA, 4179 nt
Organism: Zootermopsis nevadensis
Lineage: Eukaryota; Metazoa; Arthropoda; Insecta; Blattodea; Termopsidae
Gene: Bre1
Product: E3 ubiquitin-protein ligase Bre1
Cellular component (GO): nucleus; HULC complex
Molecular function (GO): ubiquitin protein ligase activity; metal ion binding
Source: RefSeq, a predicted model, not a curated record